AUGGUCAAAACAAAUACCAGCUCUGACAGCAGUGAUGACGGGACGAUAGAUGCUUGUCCAGCAACGGAGAGCAACGCCGGAGAUGGCAAUAAAACUCAGACUACUGGUGACUUUGACUGGGAUGCGCAGACACAGGCCGAAGUGCUAGCUUCUUACUACUAUGGGUAUGUUGCCACACAGCUUCUUGGUGGUUUUCUCGGUGAAAAAUAUGGAGCUCGGUAUAUAUGUGGGCCUGGUUUAUUUAUCGCUGGGCUCCUCACCGUCGUAUCGCCAUGGACAGCAUACGUGAACACAUACUUCUUUAUGGUUGUACGAGCUCUGGAGGGAGCUGCUUCAGGGGUUGUUGUUCCUUCAUUGCAAUCAUUGGUUUCAAAGUGGUUUCCUCCAGAAGAAAGGACAAGACUGUCAGGUGUAAUCUUUUCAGCACUCAAUUUAGGCAGUGUGCUUUCCAUGGGAUUGUCUGGUAUCUUAGCUGCUGCUGGUGGAUGGCCACUGGUGUUCUACUUUUUUGGUGCUUUAGCUGUUGUAUGGUUUAUACCAUGGAUUUUCCUCAUUUAUGAUUCUCCUGAUAAACAUCCACGUAUUUCUGAGGAGGAAAAAGAAUAUAUUCUUAGCAGUCUUGGUGAGGAACUUAAUGCAAAGAAGGUUGCACCACCAGUGCCCUGGUUACAAUUGUUAACAUCAGUUCCUGUUUGGACAGCAAUUAUAUUUCAUACUGGAACAGCAUGGACAAUGUUCACAUUACUCAGUGAAAUGCCAACAUAUCUGAAAACAGUUCUGCAUUUCGACAUUGCACAGAGCGGUCUACUUUCUGCAUUACCAUAUGUGUUUUGCUGGGUGUUUGGCAGUGCAUUUGGUUGGUUGUCUCAGUGGAUCCGAGGGAAGGGAUACCUCUCUCACUUGGCAGCGUACAGAGUUUUCAAUGCAGUUGCGGGAAUUGGGCCAGCAGUAGCUUUUAUCAUCAUUACAUUUGUGGGCUGCAAUUCAAGUGUUAUUGUGGUUCUUCUAAUAAUAACAACAACAACAAACUCAGCACUCUAUGGAGGAAGUUACCUUAAUCACAUGGAUCUGGCACGCAACUUUGCUGGUACAAUAUCAGGACUUCUCCACACAGUAGUUACAUCCUGUGGAAUAUUUGCUCCACUUGCUGUAGGAGCCCUGAUUAAUGAAAAUACACUGAAUGAGCUGGACACGACAUCUGCUGCACACUCUGAACUCUGUCACUCCAACUCGGAUAUGCGAGCAGCCAAUGACCUUCUCCACUCAUGCAUCGCCGAGACGUCUAGCGAGUUUCACAGGGCUCAACAGGAACUGCCCGACGAUGAAGACAUUACGUUGGCUUCAAAACAGGUAUCUGAAGGAGAUGUAAUGCUGUCAGAAUCCCAGUUGCGUCAUUUCAAAACUUCAGAGCGCAAAAGCAACAGUGGUUACUGGGGUGUCGCAAGUAUGGCACUCGCUGCAACAGUAAUGUGGGGCGCUGACUGGCGCGUCGUCAGCAGCGGCGGCGCUCAAAGAGCCAUCUGGCCCGGUGCGGUCAGAAAGCACUCCUGCAGUAGACGUUCGCACAACGCCACCACCACCUGCGCCUGCUUCUGCCGCAUCCUCUCACGAUGA
Messenger RNA from Schistocerca piceifrons (Central American locust), 1614 nucleotides. Its product is annotated as sialin-like. The transcript has 10 exons. The record is from RefSeq and is a predicted model, not a curated record. The coding region runs from base 1 to 1614 and encodes 537 amino acids. Gene Ontology annotation, molecular function: transmembrane transporter activity. Gene Ontology annotation, biological process: monoatomic anion transport; transmembrane transport. Lineage: Eukaryota; Metazoa; Arthropoda; Insecta; Orthoptera; Acrididae.